Messenger RNA from Anopheles nili, 3565 nucleotides. RefSeq names its product tyrosine-protein kinase receptor torso (gene tor). Lineage: Eukaryota; Metazoa; Arthropoda; Insecta; Diptera; Culicidae. The record is from RefSeq and is a predicted model, not a curated record. Gene Ontology annotation, molecular function: transmembrane receptor protein tyrosine kinase activity; ATP binding; protein binding. The coding region runs from base 1 to 3429 and encodes 1142 amino acids. Gene Ontology annotation, cellular component: signaling receptor complex. Gene Ontology annotation, biological process: protein phosphorylation; cell surface receptor protein tyrosine kinase signaling pathway; positive regulation of kinase activity. The transcript is spliced from 14 exons.
AUGCACGUGAUAGUGCUGAAGUACGUGCAAGUGCUGUGCAUAACCAUAUUCUUCUCGAACAACAUCAACUGCGACAAGUUGCUGCUGCACAACGAAUUCGAAGACCAGGAACUGUAUCGGAUCGCGGCGUGCACCGCAGCCUGCAUGGCUGCAGCGGAUGGUGGUCCUGAACAGGGCGGAACCAAAGUACCGGAUGCACCGGAACUCAAGAGCAUCAAGCAGUGUUACAUGCUGUGCUCGGAGGACACCCGACCACUGUCCGCCUGGAGGCCUCUAACGCAACGGCACGAUCCAUCGUUACGCAUUAACCUCAUCUGUCGCGACAGUUCCAAUCUGAUCAUCGAGAUAAAGCCGGAAGACACCGGCAAAAGUCUGCAUCAGCCGGCCGGACUCGAUGCGGAUGUCGAGCCCGUGAUGGAGUGGAAUCCGCCCAAGGGAAAUCAGCACCAAUCGAGCGCGCUGCUCCACGAAACGGCACCGGUCGACCUGACCGACCCGGCUACGAUUGAUUCGGUGAAAGGCGAUGCAUUCCUGCAACCGGUGAUGAACCGACGCAAGCGUGCCAUCGGUCCUGAUAGGCCGCUUGCCACUGCCGGUUUGCUGAAUGAGGCGCAGAAGGUUUCCGUCGCUUCCAGGACGAAUUUGUUGCCGGAUGUUGUGUCAGGAAAAUAUGAUGCACCGCCUCAGACGGCAUAUGCCCCACCGGUGGACGACCGUGCGGAUGCUGCGGUCAAGAUUCGGAACCCUGAAGCCAACCAUCCGGCCCGCCAACCGAUCUAUCUGGUGAAGGUACAACAGAGCGAUCAGCAGCUCGGCGACCGAAUCGUCUAUAUGAGCAAUGCAUCGCUGGUCAAGAUUGAAAACCUAGCACCCAACAAGCAGUACAAUGUAACGGCCACCAUGCUAACCUCUGAAUACGAGUACUAUUAUGUGACGAAACAGCAGUUACGGACGUUACCGGUCGGCUACAUACCCGGAACCAUCAAGGAAGUGAUGGUGGAACGAUUCGAGACCAAUGCAAAGGAUAUCCGGCUGACCGAUGUGGUCAUCUCGUGGAAGCCUGCGGAAGAUAAAACGUGUCAUUACGAAAUCCUGUGUCAUGCCAGCCAAUCGCCCGAUUUCAGCCAAAAGCCUAUCGACGUACAGCAGCCAGAGGUUCUCUACAAGUACACCAUUAGAGCGCUUAAGCUCAACGCCAUUUACAUGCUCGCGAUUAGGUCGAAAAACACACAGAUCGCAGAACGGGAAAGUGAAUUGCUUUGGCAACCAUUUCUGACGCCUAGCUGCUCCAAUCUUACAAACGGUUCUCAAUUGUGUGCGCCGAAACCGAUAACGAAUAUUCGCGUUGUUCAAAUACCCCUGUAUGGAAACCACUAUCAGCUUAACAUCACAUGGGAUCGUCCUGUUGUAGCACCUGAUUCGUAUACGGUUAACGUGUACGACCUGCAUAACACAGAAACUGGUGAUCCAGCUAAUUCUUUCGUGAAAAAUCUUACCGGGGAUUCGAUCGGACUUUUCGUCGACUCAUUUGAAAUGUUCGGUGCACACUUCGAGGUACUUAUAUCGGCACAUUCUAGUAUUGGCGUGUCUUCGGACAGGGCCGUAAAACCUAGACAAAUACCACGUGCUAGCUCGGAGUCAUGGAUACGCACUAAACUGGUUUUCAUCAUCCUAACUCCGGUAUUGAUGAUAGGCCUGCUCAAGAUAAGCAUUUCGCUCAUAUGUCGCAGAAGAGCCAGGCUUAAACGGUACGAGGAACGAUGCGAGUACUUCAAGGAACUGGAACAAAAAGCUCCAGUUGAUCCAACAACAGAGUUUGAAUCGAGCACGAAGCAUAUCGAGGAACUGUUAGGAUCAAACUCUUUCUCUCCAGAUUUGAUUGCACCCAUUAAUGACGAACUGGAAAUAGAUUCGGAGCACAUUAUGUUGCACGAUAUGCUGGGCGAGGGAGCAUUUGGUUUGGUUCGGAAAGGCGUACUUCACCGAGAGGCACCUGACGCAACUCCAACGCCAGUGGCUGUUAAAAUGUUGAAAGAAUGUCCCCGUGUGGAAGACAUAAUUGAAUUCCGGCGCGAGAUGGAAGUGAUGAAGUCCGUUGGUACACAUCCACAUAUCGUAAGCAUCGUCGGACACUGUACCAAAAACAUACGUAAAAUGAUGCUUCUCACCGAGUAUUGUGGCCGUGGCAAUUUGCUCAACUAUCUACGGUUGCAAUGGCAACGGAUACUGAAGCAAAAUCGCAACACAACAAUGAUCACAGCCUUUGGGACGUUAGGUUCGCCAACAGCCGGUGCGGAAUCGGUCGCUUCUCUGUCGAAUGCUGUUGAACAAGAGUGCUUGACGCCUUCGCUGGACAACAAGAAGAUGCCCGAAAACGUGUUCAACUUCGACACGUCGUUUGUGAACGAUAAGAAAUCUUUGACGUACAAAAAUAUCUCCGACAACCGGCAGACUCCUGUUGAUGAGGGCGAUACAAGCGAUGGCAAACGGAGACCACCGCAGAUUAUCGAAAACAAGCUGUAUCCACUAUUCUUCGACGAAGGCGCGAGUGAGGAGUGUUUAGAUAUGCCGGUGAAGAAGGUGUCCUUUUGUACUAGCGCAUGUAAAAACACGGUAGAAAUAGUCGACACCCAGCGGUGCGAGUCCACGAUAGACGACCGUGGUAACGAGGAUUUGGAGACAACCAAGGGAAGCGUCAGAAUUAAUCCUUGUAGUUGCAAGGUUUCGGUCUACGAUUCGGCAUCAACGCAUAAUAGUGUCGAGAAUCGGUGCUAUCGCAGUUGUUCACCAACGGUGGAUACCUUUAAAGAAGAUGACUCGUUACCUAACAGUAGCCAGUUGUUGCAGUUUUCGCGUCAGAUAGCUCUUGGAAUGGAAUUUCUUGCUCGUAACAAAGUCGUGCAUCGAGAUUUGGCUGCCCGAAACGUCCUGGUAUGCAAUAACGAUACAGUUAAAAUAGCCGAUUUCGGACUGAGUCGAGAUAUUUAUCAGGAAAAUUUGUACCGGAAAACGAGCAACGGCAAGCUACCGAUAAAAUGGUUAGCCCUAGAAUCGAUGACACACCAGGUGUACACGUCCCAGAGCGACGUUUGGUCGUACGGAAUUCUAUUGUACGAAAUCUGUACCCUCGGUAGCAGUCCGUAUCCGUCAAUAUCCACCAACAAGCUACUGCGAUAUCUCGAAAGCGGUUACCGGAUGGAACGGCCGAAAAGCUGCAGCGAGCAACUAUAUGAUUUAAUGUAUUCAUGUUGGAAUCUCCAUCCUGGUGAGCGGCCAACGUUCAGCAAAAUCGUUUACACGGUCGAGAUGCUCCAGGAGAAGGAUAUCGCGAAGGAUCCGGUCAUUAUUGAUCUGAACGCGAUUGUCGAUAGCAAUUAUACAAAAAAUUCUACAGAAGAAAAUUCUUACUUAAAGCCUAUCGAGUAUUAGAUCUGAAAUGACAUCAGCUGGGAAGCAACGAAAACCAUAAAGACAACGAAAUGGAAGCUUUCAUUCGUGGUCUACGGGAUCCACAAGUGACGACCAAUGUGACAAUUUAUACAUACAUUCGCUACGGUGUGCCCAG